CAUUGGCUUUCUCACCAAAACCAAAGAUAAAACCAAAGUCUUCCUAUCCAAAUAUUGCCAAGAAAGUUAGAAAGUAACAAAAAAAUAUGGCCUACUCGAAGGCUUUACUCCUUGGUUUCCUCUUAGCGAUAACACUACUCAUUUCUUCUGAGGUGUCAGCUCGUAUGCUUGCUGAGACUACUACUCAAAACACUCCGUCCGAGAAGGAGUCCAAGUAUUACCAUGGCGGUGGUGACUAUUACCAUGGAGGAGGUGGCUAUCACGGAGGAGGUGGCUACCACGGCGGUGGUGGAUACCAUGGAGGUGGUGGCUACCACGGUGGGGGUGGAUAUCACCAUGGCGGACAUGGUGGUUAUUACCCACCCUCUGAGGAAAAUGUAGAGGACUCAAAAUUCCAUCACUUUGGUGGUGGUGGCUAUCACGGAGGAGGUGGCUAUCAUGGAGGAGGUGGGUAUCACGGUGGAGGAUACUACCACGGUGGACACGGUGGCCAUUACCCACCCCAAGAAAAGGAUACCAAGACAGCCGAAGAGCAGAAGGGUAAUUGAUUUGUGUUAUAUGUAUACCCGAUGCAAGUGAAAAAAAAAAUACAUGACUAGCUACAUUAUAUGCAUGGGGUUGUCAUGUUCAUGAAUAAUACUACUACACAUAAAUCCUAGGAACUACAUGCCUACAUGGGUGGUUGUUUCUUGCAUCUUUUAUUUUGUAAUCACUCUUAUCUAUCCAAUAUAUGUACUCGUUCCUUAAAGUUUACAUGUAACAAAUCAGUGUACGUAUACUUGUUUAAUUUUAAGUUAUAUUUGCUAUA
Molecule: messenger RNA, 808 nt
Organism: Amaranthus tricolor (Joseph's coat)
Lineage: Eukaryota; Viridiplantae; Streptophyta; Magnoliopsida; Caryophyllales; Amaranthaceae
Product: dormancy-associated protein 2-like
Exons: 2
Coding region: 87-548 (153 amino acids)
Source: RefSeq, a predicted model, not a curated record